Molecule: messenger RNA, 850 nt
Organism: Helicoverpa zea (corn earworm)
Lineage: Eukaryota; Metazoa; Arthropoda; Insecta; Lepidoptera; Noctuidae
Gene: Vps29
Product: vacuolar protein sorting-associated protein 29
Exons: 5
Coding region: 181-729 (182 amino acids)
Biological process (GO): retrograde transport, endosome to Golgi; intracellular protein transport
Cellular component (GO): retromer complex; endosome
Source: RefSeq, a predicted model, not a curated record
GUCAAUGUCAAUGUCAAUUUGUUUCACGGCGAUUGUAUUGGCGUCCCGAUAUUUAAUUUUCAAUUGCUGUAAUCAAUACAAAUUGCUUGAAUUUCUUCUCAAUCGCCUUUCCAAGAACCGGAGUAAUUGUAGUGCUACAGUUAACGGUUUUCUGUAACAAUAUCGUACUCAAACAACAUCAUGCUAGUCCUAGUUCUCGGAGACCUGCACAUCCCUCACCGCUGCAGUAGCCUGCCGCCCAAGUUUAAGAAGCUGCUGCUUCCAGGCCGGAUACAGCAUAUUCUAUGUACAGGAAACCUCUGUACGAAGGAGUCCUAUGAUUACUUGAAGACUUUAGCCAGCGAUGUCCAUGUUGUCAGGGGAGAUUUUGAUGAGAAUUCCACAUACCCAGAACAGAAAGUGAUAACCGUCGGUCAGUUCCGCAUCGGUCUGAUCCAUGGCCACCAAGUAGUACCCUGGGGUGACGAGGAGACCCUCGCUCUUGUACAGAGGCAGCUGGACGUAGAUAUCCUGAUAUCGGGCCACACUCACCGCUUUGAAGCGUACGAGCAUGAGAACAAGUUUUAUAUCAAUCCGGGAUCUGCUACUGGGGCAUAUAGUCCUCUUUUCAGGAAUGCCACUCCAUCAUUUGUUCUGAUGGACAUCCAAAGCUCAACGGUAGUCACUUAUGUCUACAAACUGCUCGGAGACGAAGUCAAAGUGGAAAGAAUUGAAUACAAGAAAGCCUAACUAUUAAUGUAGUUGUAAAAUAGUUUUAAUUAAUAUAUUGUUAUGUAAUCAUAUUAUGUGUAUAAAGUUUAUAUGGAUAAAUAUCUCUUUAAUUGUAAUAAAUGCACCUGAGUACAUUUUA